UGGAACCGCGGGCCAGACCCCGAAGGACUGCGUGGCUCCCUGGACAACCCCAUGGUUUGUUGAAGUCGUGCUGUCCAUUUCCCCAGACCCAGGAUUGCGAUCCAUACAACACCAGGGCCAACUCUCCAACGGCUGUCUAAUUUCCCGGCGUUUUCAGCACGGUAAUUUGUAUCACUCACGGCCGCAGACGCUUUUUUGAGUCUAAGAAAUCUUUUAAUUGUAUCGAUCGUUGUCGCUCGAUCGUCUCACGGACGAAGAGGGUAGUGUGGUUGCACCGCUUGACCCCGGAUCUUCGACCAGGCACCAGUGCCAGCUUUGUCCGCUAGCAGCUGAACCCCGAACCCCUCACGCUGCCUUACAUCAUCCGCGGGUUGCUUUUUAACUCAACAGCUCCAAAUCCCUCGCUCCAACACUCCAUUUGUCGAGCGAUCCCCAUUCUUUGUUCAUCGUUGUCCUGCAGCUCAUUCAUCAUGCGCCUCUCCACAUCCCUCGCCCUGGCGCUCCCAGUGCUCGGCGUCUCGGCCGAGGGCGCCUUUGACCAGUACAAGGCCAAGUUCCAGAACUUCAUGGGCCAAUUCGGCGCCACCGUUCCGGGCUCCGCCCCAGCGGCCGAGACGGUGCAGCCAGAAGAUGCCACGGCCGCACCCAAGGUAGCCGUUCCUGCAAAGCCUAUUCAAGUCUUCACUAUGGAGAACUGGAAGGACACGCUGUACGGACCGGUCAGGCCCGAGGCGCUGGAGCCCGAGGAGUGGUGGGUAAUGGUUACUGGCCGUAACAAGACCUGCUGGGGCCGAUGCGAACAGGCCGAGGCUGCGUGGAACGAUACGGCACCCAAGAUUGCCGCCCUUGAAAAGUCGCCGCACCUUGGCUUCCUUAACUGCGAGGACAACGCACUGCUGUGCACCGUGUGGUCGUGCUCGGCGCCGUCCAUCUGGACCUUCAAGAUGCUGCCGGCCCCCGCCCCUGUCGAGAUCGUCAUCAAGCGUCUGUCCCAUAACACCACCACUCCCCAGACCAUCAUGGACCUCUAUGAGGAGGGAUACGUCAAGGGCAACAAGGAGGACUGGAAGGUGAACGAGAGCGUGUUCCACCCUUUCAACGGCAAGUUUGCCGAGUUUGGCCUCAGCGUCCCGUUCGCCUACGUCAUCUGGUUUUUCACCGUUGUGCCCAACUGGGCCGUGAUGCUGGUCGUGUCUUUUAUCAGCCGCAGCAUGAUGAACCGCCGUAUGCAACCGCCCCCUAAUGCGCAGGCUGCCCGUCGUGGCGCUGCUCCGGGAGAUGCCGCCGGCCCCAGGUAAGCCAUGCUACUCCGUGAUGAGCCUGUCACGUGGCGCCUGUGGCAUGUCUUUGGUGUGGCUGUGGGUGGUAUGGUUGAGCACCAUGUUCAUGUGAACGUUGGGGCGCAUGAGGUCGUCUGUGCGGCCGGCUAGGUGCUUCAUUUUAUAUUUUGGAUAUCAGAUUAAGGCGAGGCAACUCCGGCUGGAUUCGAGGGCGCGUGCAGGCCAGCUCGGCGUCUCGUUGCCUAGGAUGCCUCUAUAGGCGGGUUUCUUUGUCUGCUAGGCACUUGGUUAUAGGUUAUUGGCCGAUUAGGACAUUUGUACUGUUGCGAGCGGAA
Messenger RNA from Gaeumannomyces tritici R3-111a-1, 1615 nucleotides. RefSeq lists its product as hypothetical. The coding region runs from base 471 to 1298 and encodes 275 amino acids. The record is from RefSeq and is a predicted model, not a curated record. Lineage: Eukaryota; Fungi; Ascomycota; Sordariomycetes; Magnaporthales; Magnaporthaceae. The transcript has 3 exons.